AUGUCAACUCCAGCACAAAGACGGCUUUUGCGUGAUUUGAAACGCCUACAGUCGGACCCACCUCCUGGUAUUUGUGGUUCUCCUGUUGAAGACAACGUUAUGAUUUGGAAUGCCGUUAUCUUUGGACCGGACGAUACUGCUUUUGAAGAUGGAACAUUCAAGCUUCGUCUAGACUUCACAGAAGAUUAUCCUAAUAAGCCUCCAAGAGUUGUAUUCACGUCCAAAAUGUUUCAUCCAAACGUGUAUGCUGAUGGUAGCAUAUGUCUUGACAUUCUUUCCAAUGCUUGGAGUCCCACUUAUGAUGUACUAGCCAUAUUGACAUCUAUUCAGUCUCUUUUGGAUGAGCCGAAUCCUAACUCUCCAGCUAACAGUAUGGCAGCUCAACUUUAUGUGGAAAAUAGACGCGAAUAUGAGAAACGCGUUCGUGCUUGUGUUGAAGAAAGCUGGUACGAAGAAGAUGUGUGA
Schistosoma spindalis is the source of this 465-nucleotide messenger RNA. The record is from the annotation of a GenBank genome assembly. NCBI's taxonomy places the organism in Eukaryota, Metazoa, Platyhelminthes, Trematoda, Strigeidida, Schistosomatidae.